UUUUCUCCCAUACUUCGGCUUUCAUACGUUUUUCUGAUUUCGCUGUCGUCACAUCAGUUUUGUAGGGGAGCGUGUGAGUCGCGGCAUAAUUUUGUGCUUUAUUUUGAUAUAGUCGAGUGGAUUGAAUAAGACAUUAAUUACAAAAUGAAAAAUUACAUGCUAAUUUUAUUGUUGGUUCUGCCAACAAUCAUCUGCACUUUCAAUGCCCCCAACAAAUUUUCCGCCUUCGCCGAGGAUGUUGUUGAGGAUGAUAUUGUGGAAGCUGAUGGUGAUGAUGGUUCCGUAACUGGAGAAGAUGCCGAAACCGAAGAUGAUUCCGAGCCACUACAAACGACAUCGCCCUAUGCCGAUACCUUCUUACUGUUUACCAAGCCCACUUAUACACCAGGUCAACAAUUGGAUUUGCCCGGUGGCAAGCCUGUUGAAUUCUUGAUUGGUUUCACCAACAAGGGCCCCAAUGAUUUCGUUGUUGAAUCUGUCGAAGCUUCGUUCCGUUAUCCCAUGGACUUCAACUACUACAUUCAAAACUUCUCUGCCAUCGCUUACAACCGUGAAGUCAAGCCUGGUUCUGAAGCUACCGUCUCUUACUCAUUCUUGCCCUCUGACCAAUUUGCUGGACGUCCCUUCGGUUUGAAUAUUGCCAUGAACUACCGUGACUCCAAUGGUGUCCAAUUCAGCGAAGCUGUCUUCAACGAAACCGUCUUGAUCUCUGAAGUUGAUGAGGGUCUUGAUGGUGAAACUUUCUUCUUGUAUGUUUUGUUGGCUGGUGUCGUUGUUCUGCUAUUGGUUAUUGGUCAACAAUACUUGUUGGGCUCUUCCGGCAAGCGCAAGCGUUCCGCUGCCAAGAAGACCAUUGAAACUGGUACCGCUAACGACAGCACAAUUGACUACGAAUGGUUGCCACAAGAAACUUUGCGUGCUUUGCAAAAAUCUCCACCCAAGUCAAAGACACCCAAAACAUCGCCCAAGCCCGGCAAACAAAGCAGUCCCAAACAAACCCAGAGUCCCAAACCUAAAAAGGCUGUUAAACAACAAUAAGCAGAUGUAGCUUUACAAUAAGAUCAUCAGUAAUUUCAACACCACCACUACCACUCACACCUCAACAACGUUCAUAUAAUUUAUCAUUUCAUAUCGAAAGUCUUUUUUCUUGGAAUUUUUUGAGAUUUUGUUAUUAUGGAAGAGUCCGCAGUGGAAACGAUAAGCCAGGCCGCUAGUAAGAGAUGUCUUCCUUUUAAAGUUGAGUUAUAAGAAACAGCAGUUACGGUUUUAUGGCUUUUAAAAAUUUCGCAAACUAUUUUUAAGCCGACUUUUUUUUAUAUAUAAAAUGUAUUGUCUUCAUUUAUAGAAGAUAUUUUCCUAUUUGUGUUUUUUUGUAAAAAAUAUAAAGGAAAACAAAUGUAAAAAGACUAUUUUAUUAAAGUAAUAACUUACUGAGCGGUAUAUUCUUAUAUGUCCCAGUUUCGUAUAAGAAUAAUGUUGACAUGGAAUUCUUAGCGAUGAUAUAUGCGAAAUUAUUUUAUUUCUUCUUCAUCAUUCUGUAAGUCAAACUUAAUGCACUUGACAUUCUUACAACAACAACAACAAAAAUCCUUAGAGUAAUUAUUUUUUUAAUAAAAAAAGGAAAACAAAAACUUA
This is a messenger RNA of Musca domestica (house fly), 1635 nucleotides long. Its product is annotated as translocon-associated protein subunit alpha. The record is from RefSeq and is a predicted model, not a curated record. Gene Ontology annotation, cellular component: endoplasmic reticulum; endoplasmic reticulum membrane. Bases 145 to 1038 code for a protein of 297 amino acids. The transcript has 3 exons. Lineage: Eukaryota; Metazoa; Arthropoda; Insecta; Diptera; Muscidae.